Molecule: messenger RNA, 1761 nt
Organism: Paraphaeosphaeria sporulosa
Lineage: Eukaryota; Fungi; Ascomycota; Dothideomycetes; Pleosporales; Didymosphaeriaceae
Product: CFEM domain-containing protein
Exons: 4
Coding region: 359-1654 (431 amino acids)
Source: RefSeq, a predicted model, not a curated record
UAGCCUCCUCGCUUCCUUCUAUAGCGUCCAUCAUCACGCGACCCUAGGUGCAUGCCGUAGACUUUUGCCAUUGCCGUCCAGCGCAGCCGCCAAUUAUCUGCCAGCAUUCCUCAGAAUUCUCCAGUUUUACGACGGAUACUGUUGUCUGGUUUGAUCGCUUAAUUGCUGGCUUGCCUGUUACGUGCAGAAUUUUGAUGUACGGUAUAUGUGACGAGGUUCGUUCGUGAGUCAGGGGAUCCACGAGGUGGAAAUACCCCGGCAUAUCGGCGGAAGUGCCACUAUGGCGAUCAGGGUUGAAGAUCGCAUAUGUGCAGGCCAGACCCUUCGAAUUCGACGUGGCCGGACAACGGAGUGAGCCAUGAGGGCACCCAUCGCGAUCUUGACGCUUUUGCUGCUGUCUUUGCCCUUUAGCAUAGCGCAAGGGACUCUGACUGAGGCUAUAGAACAGUUGCCUGCGUGCGCGUUGAAAUGUCUCGUUUCCGCCAUCAGCGAGUCUCCCUGCCAACUCACCGACCAAACAUGUAUAUGCACGAACCAGAAACUGCAGCUCGACGUAGAAGUCUGCGUGUUGCAAGCAUGCUCCAAGAAAGAGGCUCUGACCACCAAAAACAUCACAUCGACAAGCUGCGGUGCCCCAAUCCGUGACAGCUCAGCCCUCUACUGCACGAUUUCCACCACGCUGGCUGUCCUGUCCGCUGCCCUGGUGCUGCUGCGCCUCGGCUACAAGAUGUUCAUAACUUCCAUGGAACUUGGACUCGACGACUGCUUCGUCUUCAUCACACUGCUCGCCGGCACCCCCAGUUCCGCCAUCAACGUCCUCGGGCUGGCCGCCAAUGGCCUAGGCAAAGAUGUCUGGACGCUGCGCUUCAACCAGAUCACAAGCUUCUCGAAAUACUUUUACAUCAUGGAGAUUAUGUAUUUUGCGCAGAUCACGCUCCUCAAGCUCUCACUGCUGUUCUUCUACCUGCGCGUGUUCCCCGGGAAGCCCGUGCGAAGGGUCAUCUGGGCGACGGUGAUAUUCAACAGUCUCUUUGGCGCGGUGUUUGUCACAGUUGCCAUCUUCCAGUGCAGGCCGAUCAGCCACUACUGGAACGAGUGGCACGGCGAGACGCCGGGGACGUGCAUCAAUAUCAAUGCGCUUGGCUGGUCCAACGCUGCGAUUUCGAUAGCGCUCGACUUCUGGAUGCUGGCGAUACCCAUCUCCCAACUUCUGGACCUGCAGUUGGCGUGGAAGAAGAAGGUCGGCGUUGCGUUGAUGUUCUGUGUCGGGACGUUUGUCACAGUAGUAUCGAUCCUCCGCCUGCACUCCCUCGUGCACUUCGCCAAAUCCAUCAACCCCACCUGGGACUACUGGGCCGUGUCGAACUGGUCCACCGUCGAGAUCAACGUCGGCAUCAUGUGCGUCUGCAUGCCAUCUCUGCGUAUAAUCCUCGUGCGCUUCUUCCCCAAGGUGCUCGGCACCAUGCGAAGCAACACCGGUGGCUAUGCGAGAUACGGAUCCAGCAGUCGCAUCGAGAGAGUCAAGAUCGGAAACAGCAAUGCAAGCACUGGCCAUGACAAGGGGAUGGAAGACGACGUAGAGAUGAUCAUACGAGAAGCUCCUUCCGUUGAUGAUUCGCGUUCGGAUGUGUAUAAAAGCCGGGUGUACAGAUGACCCGUGUAGCCAGACUGGAAUGCCUCACAUGCCUUUGGGAGUUACGGUCACGGUGUUAGGGCUGUGCGCACAUACUCUCUGCGCCAUCAGUGAAUCAGAACAAACAU